AUGGAAAGCGGUGAGUAUUACGUAUAUAGGCGUUACUGUCAGCAGGCACCACAUGUGUUCAAUAGGAUAAUCGGUUUGUUGAAAACGCAAGAACCAACUUCUUACUUUUUGGUCGUCGGGUCUGAAUUGGCUAAGUACAUUUGUAAAAUGGAAGUGGAAAACGCAAGUGACCAUAAACCCAAAUGUAUGGAAGUGAUCUCGUAUUGUGCUAAUGAAGAAAAUUUCAAAAGUCUCAUGAUCCCAAACAUUCACCGCGCAAUUUUGCGUUCAGCUGAAGCUAACAUGAAAAGUGUAUAUAUGCUUAUCAACGAAGUUAGCUUUGAUCUGAGUUCUCAUGCGGUUGAGUUCUCUCAACCGAUCACGAAGCAUCUUUUCACACUUUCCGAUUUGGUACGACGUCACGCAAUCAAGGUAUUGAGUGCUGUGGUUCGUAAAUGCACAGAAAACGAAGCCAUAAGUACUAUCUACAAGCAGGUUCACUCUCAAAUUACUGGCCCAGAGGGCAGAAAGGCUGGUCAGGAUGUGAGACUGGCAGGACUUACUUGCCUCGGCGAACUAUCAGCACACGGUGCAAAACGCACGGCAGUUAUCGACAAGGUGGGGACCGCAUCCGUCGCCCUUCUAUUAGAUUAUAUAGAUCAAGAAAGUCACGAGGAGACUUUGAUUUAUGCCGCAAAACAAUUGGCCAAAUGGCUUCGCACUUUCAGAUCGAAUCUGCCCGAUCGGUUUCAUAAUUUCAUCAAGGCAAAAGCGUUUGACCCCAAACUCGCACCUCCAGUUAGAUGUGCUUAUCUUAUGUGCCUGAGCGCAGGAUUCACUAAUGUGCGCAUUGGUGAUCGGUUACCGGCAGCGAUCCUCCCAAAUCUAUUGACCUCGGUGCAACGCGCUAUCGGACAGCCCAAUCAUUCCCCGGUCGUUUUUGAAUCGGUUAUCGCUUCUUCAGUCUGGCUGAGACAUUUCGUCGCUAAGUCUGAUCCGCUGACUGAGGAUCGCGUCAAGUCGGAUCUUAUGUCCACUCCUAUUUGGGCUAUGCUUUUCGGUGGGACAGCUGCCGUUAAGCGUCGACCUUGGUUCAGCGAGCGAUUUCUACAGACUGCACCAGAUUACGUUCUUUGUGAAUUGGCCAGUCUCCUUGAAGUAGUACUGCGUGAGUUGUACGCAUUCAUACCGGCCAACGCGAUUGGCGCCAUUCACCGAACGUUGGUCCUGCUUGCGCUACAUCCAUUUUAUGAACAAGUUCGCAAGCCGGUUUUACGAUGUCUUACUUCAUUGGUAGAGAAUUCAGAGCCCUCUGUGCGAUUCAAACAUGCGGGCCAACUUCUUCGUGAACUGGCCUCGUGUUUAUGGGAAUCUGACGGGGAUAAGAAACCGUUGAAGUCCACAGAUUCCGCAAACCAGAAAACGGCCAAACAUGGCGAAUCCAGUGUCACUCAGUCGGAAAACGUCGGAUUGCGCGUGUGGAAUGAUGUACCCACCAAUGGACCCGAAUCGGAACCUCCUGGUUUAACAAACGAACAGACGCGAUCCCGUGUUGUUGGUGCCUAUGUGGCCAAUCUAAUAACAACCCUACUUGGUUGCUGUCGCAUGGAGCAAAAAGAUGGGAACAAGAAUACCGGAAAGAGGGCGGACUUGAAAUGGCAUGCCUACCCGGUACCGGACUAUUGGCAAAGUGUUGUGGACACAUAUCUCGCAUCUUUGCUUCCUGCUAGCCACCCAGUGAUAUCCGUUCCGAUUCCGAAUCUAUGGGAAAGAUUGCGUGAGCGUCUUCAUCUACCGUCCAUCGUUGACAAUCCCGAAUGGUCUACAAUGAUCGGGUCGGAUUACCUCGCCAACAAAUGGACCAAAUGGGUAGAGUAUUUUCUCCAACUUCCUUGCCUGGAUCAGGGUUAUCGACUUGCUGUCCAGCGGCUAUUCCUUUGGUCCUGUAAAGGAUUUGGGGGAACAUUGUUCGAACAAAUCCAUACUCAGCUGUCAGGUAACAGUUUCGCUUCUGUCUCAGAAACAGAAGUACAAAUCAUGCUAACUCCGAGUACUCAGCUUUACAACCACGAACUGUUAGAGAGGUGA
This is a messenger RNA of Echinostoma caproni, 2067 nucleotides long. The record is from the annotation of a GenBank genome assembly. NCBI's taxonomy places the organism in Eukaryota, Metazoa, Platyhelminthes, Trematoda, Plagiorchiida, Echinostomatidae.